CAAAACGUCGGACGAUGAUUGAUACGAAAAUGCAUUGAAGAAAAAGUCCUUGCUACUAAAAGAGAAAGUGACAGCAACUAUUGCAGCAUCAAAAAAAUCUCUCGCAUAACUUUUACAUCUCAUCGUAUAUUUUGACGAUUUGUCUAGUGUCUGCGUCUAGGUACGGUAACAGAAUCGCCUAUCGAACGAAAGUGAAAUGGUUCUGGUUCUUUGCCACUAGAUAGGUGUGUCAUUUCGAAUCGGAAAUUUCCCAAUCGCACCCUCCUAUCGUUGUUGAAGUGUGUUAAGUGCUGGCUGGUGGAGCGGAGGAUGUCCUCGUCGUGAACCACCAUUGUUCUUUACCACGUCCUAAAAGCAAGCAAGCAAGAAGCGAACAGUGCGGAUCAGUCAGUUUUAUCUGGUUGGAGAAGGGGCGUGUGCAUCCCAAAACGAAUAAUAAAAGUUUCCCAGCUCCAAGAAAGAUUUUUGAUAACGAGUAGCUCCGAAAGCAGUCGAGGACGAUAUGAUACCAUUGGUGGUCUGAGAGAGGUUACAGAUCAGCAAAAACGACGGCCUACGUUGAAACGCGCUGAUAGCGUAGCCAGACGGGCUCAAUCAGGUGGAUAGAAUUCGACAUUGAGUUUUUCUUGCCAAGUUGUAGAAUUUCGCAAAACGCAAUUGCGAAAGAAAAACGGCCUUCGAGCUGGGUGAGUUAAAUCUAGGUCAGGUGCUGCCGAUUUUGUUAGCGCUGUUUGCCAACUUGGAGGAAGCUAGCAGAAUUUGGGCCAAAAUUCGUAAGAGGAUGGAUGGAAAUAGUGUGGGGAGUGGAGGCGGCGGGGCCAAUGGCGGAGGCUCGGCAGCUUCCGGAAGUGGUUUGCGUAACAUUCGCGAUGGCGAGGAUACCAGCGAAGAGAAUGCCCUCGGAACCAAUGGUGGAUACUCGAGAUUCGUUGAAGUGCCACGAGCAGCAGGUUCCGGCUCAUCAAUACCCGGUGCUGUUAAGAAAAAAUCUUGGUCUGAACUGAAGACCAUCGUCAACGAUAUGCGACGGCAGAUGUCUUCGUUGGCAAGUAUGUUUCCCAUGAAUGUGAACUUUAGAACCUUGUCGGACGGUCGAACGCGAGUUUACUUUCUGAGCCCUCCGAUUUCGAAUGGGUGGGAUACGGUACUGUUCUAUGCUGACGUUCCUGCCAGUGAAACUGACGGUCGCACCCCAAUGCGGCUGGAGUGGAAUCCGGUUCUGGAACCUAUCGUGUCGCAUCUGGCGACGAACAACUCGAGGGAAGUUCAAUUACUGCUCGAAAGAAAACGACUCUCGAUUUGGGGUAUUACUUCGUACGAAAUUCAUAAACCAAGUGGAAAAAUUGUUUUCCCCGCAUGCAACACCUUGUAUCAAUGUUUGGAUACUGGCUAUAGAGAGGGUACGCUAUUCCCAUCGGAGCUGAGGAUUCUGCAAAGAUCGGCCGCCAUAGAUCCCCAAAUAUGUCCACAAAAUUCGGACCUAGUUGCUUACGUUUGCAACGGAGAUAUUUGGGUGGUGCACACGUUAAGUGGCCACACCGAGCGGCUGACUUUCGCCCACGACGGACGUCGAUCGUUCGCGGAAGACCCAUUGACGGCUGGAGUUCCUUCGUAUGUGAUGCAGGAGGAGUUCAACCGGUAUCAGGGAUUUUGGUGGCAGCCCAGCAGUGGCGAUAAAAUCUACCGCAUCGUUUACGAAGAGGUGGACGAAAGCGACGUUAGUCUGUACACGUUUCCCACGUCCCAAUCGGUGGGAGGUGAUUAUGAGGAGUACCGCUUCCCCCGGGCUGGUUCGGCCAAUGCUAAAUCCAAGCUUAAGUUGGUCCAAUUUCGGCUCUCCGAGGCGCUCAAGAUAACCGAUGCCUGCAUCAAGGAGCUGCCGUGCCCGCUGACGUACGCGUUUCCCUGGCUCGAGUACAUCGUACGCGUUGGCUGGACACCGGACUCAAAAUAUGUUUGGGCCCAGCUUCUGGACCGCAUCCAGCAACGUCUGGAAUUGGUACUAAUACCGGUUGACAAUUUCUGUGAGCUGUACAGCAGUUCAUCACCUUCGCCCGGCGAUGGAAUCAGCAAUAGCACCGCGAGCGUGGGCGGUCUCACUAGUGGAGGUGGUGGAGCCAACAAACCGUCUGUGUCUUCCGUUGGCGCCAACAGUAGUGACUGCUGGAAAUCACCCCUGGAUGACCGAUCGGUACAACCAAUCCAGGUGAUCUAUGCGGAAAACUCCAGCAGCUGGAUAAACGUUCACGAUAUUUUGCACUUUCUCGAAAUCACCGACGACAAAAUCACGUUCCUCUGGGCAUCGGAGGAGACGGGCUUUCGACAUCUGUACUGGGUAACUUCUAGUCUUGCCACGGACGGUAGCAACAAUGUUAGUAGCAGUAGCAACAGCAGCCAUAAUAGUACUCUAAACAGUAGCAAUAGAAGUAAUCUAAGCGGCAGCAAAAGUAACAACGUUGAUAAUAGCGAGUUUGCCAACCAUCGCCAUCCCCACGAGGAAAUGACUGAUCCGCUAGCCAUGGUCGGGAUUGACAGCGGCACGGAACACGUGACUGAAACAGACUUUCUCGAAAGCGGCGGAAGUUUGGCCCCACGAAUCAUCAACAAGGUGGCGCUGACUUCGGGCGAGUGGGAAGUUCUGGGUCGAAAUGUCUGGGUGGACAAGAAAAACAAACUUGUGUACUUCAUGGGACUUCGGGAGACGCCAAUGGAGAAACAUCUGUACGCGGUCAGUUUGAUGAAACCCAACUGGCUCAGGCUGCUCACCGUUGCAGGAUAUUCUUUCACAAUAGAGUUCAACGAUGAGUGCACAAUGUUUCUACAGACCUACUGUAACCUGCAGACGCUUCCAUCGUGGGAACUGGUACGGGUCAAGCAAACUUGCCUCGCUGGAAACGUUUCCGGUCUCGAUCUCAUAUCGAUGGGCUACCUGUUCGAGGGUGGCCCUUCGGAAAAUACUCAGUAUAAUCCGACAAUCUACAGCCCCCGGCUGGCAUCCGGGGAAGUUAUCUAUGCCAUGGUUUUUAAGCCGCACAAUUUUACUCUCGGCGUUAAGUAUCCGACCGUGCUGAACGUGUACGGUGGUCCGGAGGUGCAAACUGUGAACAACACCUUCAAGGGAAUGCGACAGCUUCGGAUGCACAUGCUUGCAGCGCAAGGAUAUUGCGUGAUUUGUGUAGAUUCAAGAGGGUCCCGACAUCGCGGGGUACGCUUCGAAAGUCACAUCCGCUGUCGAAUGGGAACGGUUGAGCUGGCUGAUCAAGUUGAAGUGCUGAACAUUUUGGCCGAUCAACUGGGUUACAUCGACAUGGAUAGGGUAGCAAUUCAUGGAUGGUCUUAUGGAGGUUACCUCAGCCUAAUGGGGCUAAUUCAGUAUCCGGAGAUUUUCAAACUAUCGAUUGCCGGAGCUCCUGUCACCAAGUGGGAGUACUACGAUACCGGUUACACUGAGCGGUAUAUGGAUCUUCCGAUAAAUAACCGUUCGGGCUAUUCGGCCGGCUCGGUACUUAGCUACAUAGACAAAUUCCCUGACGAGGACAACCGAUUGCUGAUCAUCCACGGACUGAUCGAUGAAAAUGUGCACUUCUUCCAUACAUCACAACUGAUCAACGGUUUGAUUAAGGCCAACAAACCUUACCAGCUGCAAGUCUACCCGAACGAACGCCAUUCGUUACGAAACCUGGAAGCCAGCAAACACUACGAAACCAAGCUAUUGUCCUUUCUCCAGAAUCAUCUGUAAGCUGCUAAGCUCUAGGUGUGAUUGUACAAAUUUUAGAUCCUACUCCCUUCCGCCGUUUCCUCCUCGUGUAGUUGUUCCUUAUAAAUUUUCGUUUCGUUUUGCCCUUUACUCGCGGAUGAAACCCCCUUUUUUAGUCAGCUGUAAACGUAAAGUUCGCGGAAAGAAUUCUUGCUCCACCAUGUCUGUAUGUCUGUCAUAUUAGCCGGAAACAAAACUAUGUAAGAGUCAUUAGGUUUACGAAAUUACGCUAACAAUCGGAGCGCCGCUGAUAUAUGAUAGCAGAAAGCUUUGCCAGAAGUUCGUUGGGUGGAGCUAAAGUUAGCUAACUAUUUUUGGAAGAGAAAACACUCAUAUUACCAUCAUUUUUCUAUAGAUAGAACGCGACGAAAAUAUCCCCACACAAAAUCAUUAGCAACUGUCACAAGUUUUACUCAAACAUGUAAUUUAGGCAAUAACUUAUCGAUUCGUGUCGUGUUUGUUACUUUUUGUUCACGCGCGUAAUUGUGUAUAUUUUAUGUUUUAGCUUAAGCCAUCACAAAAAAACACGCUUGUACGGUUGUUAGGACAGUAAGCGGAUGCAUAUAAUAGGCGAUAAUAAAAUUGUUCGAAUUAAGCUCGUUCGCGCGCGUAAUGAAAUGAAAAUAGAACUCCUUUUAUGACAAAUAAUAUCUAUUAGCUUAGAGAGAGAGAGCGCGCAUUACUGCAGACAGUGUGGAUUGUUUUGAGUUAAAGUUUUAUUUUGAAUCAGUAGUCCUACCAGCGUAAUUGCAAUAGUGAAGAGGACAUGAUGGAAACCCACGCGUGCACUCAAAUCGACUAUCAACAUGUGUGAACCUCUAUUUUUAAAAUUGAAAGAUCAAACGGGCUUCGAGGUUUGACCAAUGUCUCGAAUACUUACGUACACACUUAUGUGGGUUCUCAUGAAGCUCGUUUUGAAAGUGCUUUGAACAUUAACGGAUUGAUAUAGCUAUCAUUCAUCGUCUGAUGUGCUGUAGAAGCGUAGGGCAGAACAGAACGAAAAAAUAUAUUUAUUAUGCACAAACGUAUAUUUA
Uranotaenia lowii is the source of this 4791-nucleotide messenger RNA. RefSeq names its product dipeptidyl peptidase 9. Gene Ontology annotation, molecular function: serine-type peptidase activity; dipeptidyl-peptidase activity. The record is from RefSeq and is a predicted model, not a curated record. Lineage: Eukaryota; Metazoa; Arthropoda; Insecta; Diptera; Culicidae. Gene Ontology annotation, biological process: proteolysis. The coding region runs from base 782 to 3739 and encodes 985 amino acids. The transcript is spliced from 7 exons.